Messenger RNA from Tetrahymena thermophila SB210, 1893 nucleotides. Its product is annotated as transmembrane protein, putative. NCBI's taxonomy places the organism in Eukaryota, Ciliophora, Oligohymenophorea, Hymenostomatida, Tetrahymenidae. The record is from RefSeq and is a predicted model, not a curated record. The transcript is spliced from 4 exons.
AUGAUAUGGUUUAUUCUAAUAUUUAUUGCUUUAACAAGAGGGGAAAAUCCAAAGCCAGAAUUUAAUUUAAUUGGAACAAACUAUAGCCUGAAUUAAUAUUAAUAAUUGAGGUAACUUUAAAAUGAAAGUGAAUAAUAAGAGGGAAAUUAAAUCUGCAAAGUAGUAAUUAAAAAUUGUAAAUUGUGUUUUUAAUCUGGAUUAUGUAAAGAGUGCGACAAGGGUUAUUACUCCAAUAAAAACUCUGGUGAAUGUCUACCUUGCAAUAGCUCUUGCGAAUAAUGUGAUGGUCCUUCAGAAAAAAACUGUACUAUUUGCUCAAAUAAUUUAGUAUUUUCACCUUAACUAAAAUAAUGCUUGAAAAAAUGCAAGGAAGGUUAAUUUUUUAACCAAGAAAUUAAUUAAUGUGAAUUAAGAAUUUAGAAUUGCUUGAUUUAUUCUGAUUAAGAAUAAAAUCUAUGCUAAUUGUGUGAAUUUGGUUAUAGUUUGAAUAUAUUUAAUAAUAAUUGCGAAUCUAAUCUAAAUAUUCAAUAAGUAGAAGAUAUAUAAGAGUCUGUAUAAAAGACGAAUUAAAUAAGAAAUCUUUAAUAAUAUAAUAAUUAAUUUAGUGAUAUUCAAUUAUAUACCCAAAUAAUUGAUAUCCUUUCAAUAGCCAAUAUAUCUUUAAUACUAAUUUCAUCAAUAUUUACAAAUUUUGGUUCAACUUUAGGAUGGACUUUCAUUCAAAAUUAAUAAAUUAUUGGUAAUUAUAUUUUUUGUCCAUAUCUGAUUUUACUACAAAUGAACUAAUAUGAAAUGAAGUCAAGCUACGCUCACCACUUAUUUACUAUUAUUCCUAAUUUAUUUAAGUUUUUAUCAUCUGACAAUCAAGUGCUGCUUCAAUUUAAUAAUUAAAGCACUAUACUAAAAAUAGAUGACUUUUGGAGUAGUUUCUUGAUUAACUGCUUUUUACCUUUGAUACUACUAGGAACAUGUAUUCUUUUUUUAUUCAUCUUUUUCUUAAUUACAAUUUCAAAUAACAAAGAAGAGUAAACUCUAAGCUUAGCUUAAAGAAUUUACAAUUUUAUAAAAUGGAAUGCUUUUGUUAACCUGUUCAGAAUAAUUGGUAGUUUUUUAAUCCUAGAUUCAAUUUUUGUGUUAUAUUGGAAGAAAAAUACUUCAAUCACUGACUAUGUUUUCAGCUCAGUUUUUAUUGCUAUUUAUAUACUACUUUAUAUAUAUUGGAGUUUAAUUAUUGGCUAUUCGUACGAUAAAAUUAAAUUUUAAAGUAUAACCUAAUACUCUACUUUAAUCUAGUAAAUAGAAGUUUCUAACAUACUUCAAAGGAUAUUUUGGAUAUUAUUUGAAUGGAAAAAGAUUAUCAUCACUGUAUUCUAAGCAUUUUUUAUAUUUGAUCAAAAUAAAUCAUAAAUCACAUGCUGGAUUUAAAUAGGUCUUAAUUUUAUAUUUCUGAUUUAUCUUAUUUGGAAAAGACCAUUCCUAGAAUAUAUAGCAAAUAUCAUGAUAAUUGCAUUAGAAAUAGUCAAUCUUGCCUUGAUAAUAUUCCUUGGUAUUAUCAUUCAGGAAACUAGUUCCAAUCUGACAUCUAAUCUGAUUUAAACUAUACAUUACUGUUACUUAUUUACUAUGAUUGGCUUUAUAGGGUUAUCAAUAAUCUUUCAAUUUUUUUAUAUAAUAUAAAAGAUUUGCUAUUAUUUAAAAGGCCAAUAAUAAAUAUCUUCAAUUAAACAUGACUAAUCUCUCGUAAAGCCUAUUUCAUAUUAAGAAACUAAAGAAGAAAAAUAAAAUUAAUUUUUUGAAUUUUUAUAUUAAUACAAUUUCUAAAGUAAAUCACAAUGGCUAAGGAAAAUCUAAACAGAUAGAAAGUUUUAAAGAAAUUAUGAGAUUUAAGAAUGA